Acanthochromis polyacanthus (spiny chromis) is the source of this 5768-nucleotide messenger RNA. It is a transcript of the gene nnt, whose product is annotated as nicotinamide nucleotide transhydrogenase. Lineage: Eukaryota; Metazoa; Chordata; Actinopteri; Pomacentridae. The record is from RefSeq and is a predicted model, not a curated record. Gene Ontology annotation, biological process: proton transmembrane transport; NADPH regeneration. Gene Ontology annotation, cellular component: mitochondrial inner membrane. Gene Ontology annotation, molecular function: NADP binding; NAD binding. The transcript has 22 exons. Bases 208 to 3471 code for a protein of 1087 amino acids.
UGUCCGACAUCCUCUGAUGCGGCUCAUCGGAUCCAAUAACGUUCCCGGACCGGCCGACGCUCCAGACGCCUUCCGGGUCGACGGAAAGUUCGCCAGUGCUGCACAGAGCCCGGACCAUUGGCCCGGACUGUCUGCAAAGGAGGGCUGCUGUCUGUCCCGUUGAGCUCCUCCUGCAGUGUGAGUGUCAGGUGUGUGUGUGUGCGCACCAUGGCGAGCCUCCUACGUGCCGUGGCGGCCAGCUGCUCGGCACCCGUAUUCAGCGGAGUUUCCUGUGUGAAGCUGCAGAGUGGAAGCGCCGUCAAGUCGUCAUGCCAGAGGUUUUUCAGGACUCAUCAAGCUCUCGGGCGAUGUGCAAGUCCAGGUAUUCCAUACAAACAACUCACAGUCGGCGUUCCCAAAGAAAUUUUCCAGAAUGAGCGUCGCGUGGCGCUGUCUCCCGCCGGCGUCCAGGCGCUCAUCAAACAGGGCUUCAAUGUCGUCGUGGAGUCUGGAGCUGGAGAGCCCUCCAAGUUUCCUGAUGAGCAGUACACCCAGGCUGGAGCAACGAUUAAAGACCUGAAAGAUGUCCUGGCGUCUGAUGUGGUGGUUAAGGUCCGUGCUCCCAUUUUCAACCCGGCUGUGGGUGUCCAUGAGGCGGAGAUGAUGAAGGACGCAGCUACUUUAAUCAGCUUCAUCUAUCCAGCUCAGAACCCGGAGCUGAUGGACAUGUUGUCCCAGAAGAAAGCCACCGUUCUGGCUAUGGACCAGGUGCCCAGAGUCACCAUCGCUCAGGGUUACGAUGCACUGAGCUCCAUGGCAAACAUUGCAGGGUACAAGUCAGUUGUUCUGGCAGCUAACAGCUUUGGACGGUUUUUCACUGGACAAAUCACAGCAGCUGGUAAAGUGCCUCCUGCUAAGGUGCUGAUCAUUGGAGGAGGUGUGGCUGGGUUGGCAGCAGCUGGCACUGCUAGGGCCAUGGGAGCCAUUGUCAGGGGAUUUGAUACCAGAGCUGCAGCUUUGGAGCAAUUUAAAUCUCUGGGCGCAGAACCGCUGGAAGUGGACAUAAAGGAGUCAGGAGAAGGACAGGGAGGCUACGCCAAGGAAAUGUCAAAGGAGUUCAUCGAGGCAGAGAUGAAGCUGUUUGCCAAGCAGUGUCAGGACGUCGACAUUGUCAUCAGCACUGCUCUUAUCCCCGGUAGGCGAGCACCCAUCCUCAUCACCAAACCAAUGGUAGAGAGCAUGAAAGAUGGCUCAGUGGUGGUGGAUUUGGCUGCGGAGGCCGGAGGAAACAUUGAGACCACAGUUCCUGGAGAGCUGUCAGUACAUAAGGGAGUGACCCAUAUUGGCUACACAGACCUGCCCAGCCGUUUACCAACACAGUCCAGCACUCUGUACUCAAACAACAUCACGAAGCUGGUGCGGGCAAUCAGCCCUGACAAGGACAACUUCUACCUUGAUGUCAAGGACGUGUUUGACUACGGGACCAUGGAUCAUGUCGUCAGAGGAUCUAUUGUUAUGCAGAAUGGAAAGAACCUGUUCCCGGCUCCUCAGCCCAACAACGUUCCCGUUGCAGCUCCUCCUAAACCCAAGUCUCUCCAGGAACUGGAGGCAGAGAAGUCUGCUCAAAUCUCCCCCUUCAGGGCUACACUCACUACUGCUGGCGCCUACACUGGAGGCGUUGCCACCCUGCUGGGUCUGGGCCUGUCGGCUCCUAACGCUGCCUUCACUCAGAUGGUCACCACCUUUGGUCUGGCAGGCAUCGUGGGAUACCACACCGUGUGGGGAGUCACUCCUGCUCUGCACUCUCCACUCAUGUCUGUCACCAACGCCAUCUCAGGUCUGACAGCUGUGGGUGGUCUGUCCCUGAUGGGAGGCGGCUACCUCCCGGGUACCACUGCCGAGACGCUGGCUGUUCUCGCCGCCUUCAUCUCUUCGGUCAACAUUGCCGGUGGCUUCCUGGUGACCCAGAAGAUGUUGGACAUGUUCAAACGUCCCACUGAUCCUCCAGAGCAUAACUACCUCUAUCUGCUUCCUGGUGGCGUCUUCGUCGGAGGCUACGCCGCUGCUCUGCAGUCUGGAUACAACAUUGAACAGAUGAUGUACUUGGGCUCAGGUCUGUGCUGUGUCGGUGCCCUGGCCGGCCUCUCCAACCAGUCCACAGCCCGUCUGGGUAACGCUCUGGGUAUGAUGGGAGUCGCAGGGGGGAUCGUUGCCACUCUGGGCGCCCUCAAACCAAAUCCAGAGCUCCUGGCGCAGAUGAGUGCCGCCAUGGCUGUGGGUGGCACUGCUGGUCUGGCCAUUGCUAAGAAGAUCCAGAUCACUGACUUGCCUCAGCUGGUGGCUGCUUUCCACAGCUUGGUCGGGUUGGCCGCCGUGCUCACCUGUGUGGCUGAAUAUAUGAUCGAGUACCCCCACUUCGCCACAGACCCUGCAGCCAACCUCACCAAGAUAGUCGCAUACCUUGGCACCUACAUCGGUGGAAUCACUUUCAGUGGCUCUUUGGUUGCGUACGGCAAACUGCAAGGUGUGCUGAACAGCGCUCCUCUGAUGCUCCCUGGUCGUCACGCCCUGAAUGCCAGUCUUAUGGCAGGUAGUGUUGGUGGAAUGAUUCCCUACAUGCUGGAUCCAAGUUACACCACAGGCCUCACCUGUCUCGGAUCAGUGUCUGCUCUCUCUGCUGUCAUGGGUGUCACUCUGACAGCAGCUAUUGGAGGCGCUGACAUGCCCGUGGUCAUCACCGUACUGAACAGUUACUCAGGCUGGGCUCUGUGCGCUGAGGGCUUCCUGCUCAACAACAACCUGCUGACCAUCGUCGGAGCUCUCAUCGGGUCCUCUGGAGCCAUUCUGUCCUACAUUAUGUGUGUGGCCAUGAAUCGCUCCUUGGCUAACGUGAUCCUGGGAGGCUACGGCACAUCUUCCACAGGUACCGGAAAACCCAUGGAGAUCGUCGGGACGCACACGGAGGUCAACGUGGAUCAGACGGUCGAGAUGAUUAAAGAGGCCCAGAACGUGAUCAUCGUUCCAGGUUAUGGACUCUGUGCUGCAAAGGCUCAGUACCCCAUCGCUGAGCUGGUCAAGAUGCUGAAAGAAGCUGGCAAGAAAGUCAGGUUUGGUAUCCACCCGGUGGCCGGCCGCAUGCCUGGUCAGCUCAAUGUGCUGCUGGCUGAAGCUGGUGUCCCGUACGAUAUCGUGCUGGAAAUGGAUGAGAUCAACGACGACUUCCCUGAGACUGACCUGGUCCUGGUGAUCGGCGCCAACGACACGGUGAACUCGGCCGCCCAGGAAGAUCCCAACUCCAUCAUCGCCGGCAUGCCAGUGCUGGAGGUCUGGAAGUCGAAGCAGGUGAUCGUAAUGAAGCGUUCGCUGGGCGUGGGAUACGCAGCCGUCGACAACCCCAUCUUCUACAAGCCCAACACUGCGAUGUUGCUAGGCGACGCUAAGAAGACCUGCGACGCCCUGCAGGCGAAGGUCCGCGAGACCACGAGCCAAUAAGAGAGAGACACCUCCACCCAGAGCACACCUGGAGAGGAGACGACCAGGAGAAGCUUCUCCAAACGGCACAGAGAUCGUCUUUGUCCAGCUGCUGCUCAAACAACUGAGCAAAGAUGAUAAGUUGGAUAAAAGGUUUUUGGCAAACCCUUUCUGUUAAUCUAUAAAUAAAAGAAAGUUAGUUGCAAAAAACAGAAAAGAAGAAACAGGCUUGUGCAGUGAGAGCCAAAUAAUGCACAUACUGUAGAUUUAUUAGUUCCUCUGAGUUAAUACACUUCAAUGACUCUUUGGCGUUUCUUUUAUUGGUAGAUAUUAAAGGAAGGGUGCGUCGACCGAGUGUCCUCCUCAUUUUAGACCCGUACGUUAAAGUAAAACAGCAAUCAGAAGUGUAGAUGCUUAAAGUGUUAGGUAUGUUCAAUUUCACUGUUAAGAUGUUUUAGGAAAUAGUCCAUAGCUCAAAUAAAAUAUAGAUGAAUUGGAAUCUCACCAGAGGAAGAGAGACGAGACCCGAGCACUCACAUCUUUUCCACACUGUAAAGACUCUCCUCCCUUUUUCCUCCAGAGUUUAAUUUUCUUCAGUAAUACGGUGUUCCCUUGGAUAGAUGCUCAUUAUUUUCUGUGUAAGUUAAAGGGGAAAAAAAGCAAAAUAGUGCAACAUUUUUGUAAAGUUCUUUCAGUUCCAGUUUUCUACUGUAUUGAGAGAUUUUUGUAUUUGGGCUCAUAGUUAUCCUAAACUUAGAAAACGUCUGUACGUCGUCGUGCUAUUUGCUUUUUUUUUUCUUUUCACUUGUCUUGUGACCUCCGCCAAUGCCUCUACAGCACACUUGGAUCCAGAAAACAGUUAAAAAUCCAUUCAGGCGUCUUUUUUCGAGCCCAUAAUGCGAUAAAGCGACCGGUUGUGACCUUUCCGUGUGAGACCGCAGUAAAGACUGUCCCGCUCUUACAAACAAACACUCUUGUAACUUUGGCGGCUGAAUGGAUUUUAUGAUGUUUUUGAACCAGGUGUGUUCUUUCACCCUGUGUGGUUCCGAUAUUACAGUACAUGAGAUGCUAGCUUUUGGCCUUAAUGGUGAAGAAGGGUUUUUUUUUUCUUUUAAGUGAAUGUGGCUCAUCCACUCCAAUGUGUGUCCUCAUUACUGCUCCACGGGGAAAUGAAGGAUCACUGUUUGUAAAGUAGAGCCAGAUGGCAGAACGACUGUUGUGUAAAGAGUCUAAACAACAAUGCAGUUAUUUAAAUUGAAAUUGUUGCUACGUUUCAGUAUAUAUGGAUUGCUAGUUAUUCCUCAGUCAGCAUUUCUGAGCUGAAAUUGCCAUUUUAUUUCCUCUUAAUUUUGUUAAAACCUAACAUUUGCCAUAAACUUGUGCCAACCACUCCUUUCUCAAACUCAGUCUGGUUAGAAACGAUGGCACAAAUCUGGAUAAUCUGACACUGUAGCUGAAGAAAGAUCACUAACUAAUAACAAUAGCUUCCACUGAUUUUACCAAACUAAAAGUACAAGAAGUUGGUUUUUAGGUGAGGUUGCAUUUCCUCCUUUGUAUAUUUCUUUGACAGUAGCUGAACUAGGAUGUAUAUUGGUACAUAGUUUGAGGAUCAAUAGUUGGUGAGGUGACGGGUCGGCAGUCGUCUUCACUUUGUAAUUCAUAAAAGUACUGUGAGAAGUUAUAGUUUCAUCCUGGGACCUGACACUUUGUUGACCAUGACAACUAUCCUACCUCUCCAUAAAACGACCAACACCUUUCCACCGGACCUUCGUCUGACCAGUCACCUCUCACCGUACCUCCCGCAGGACCACACCGCUCAUUUCCCAUCAACCAGUCGCCUCUCACGUUAUCCAAAAACCCAGGACCAAUAGCCUUCUGUUUUGUGUUCAUUUUUAACCACCAGACCUCAGUUAACUCUUAUUUUUGCGAGUGUAGAGCUGCAGAUGUCACUAGUGCUUGAGAAAGCGGGUUAUUGUUGUCGAUUUACACACACAAAAAGUCUUUAUGACUACAAGAUGACGUGUUUGCCUCAUAUUUGUGACUUGUCGCCAUUUCUGAGGGAUUGACAAAUUAAGGGAGAAGGAAAUUUUGACUCAUUUUGACUAAAUGCCCCCUUUGUGCCCUUUUUUCUUCUUCUUAAGGAGAGUAUUUUUGUAAAGCGCCGUUGUAUUUGUGCAGAGCAACAAUGGGAUUUUGAAGAAUCAGUGCGCCACGUUAGGGAGGUGAAAUGAUGAAAUGUACUGUGAAUUUGUUUCCCCCCCUCCUCUUCUGUUUAUCAUGGAACAUUUUCAUCCCUAAUAAACCUGUAUUUACACUAA